CUCAGGGAGCAGUUGAGCACUUAGCCACGGCAGCACCGGGCUCCCUGUGAAAACAACCCACUGUUAAACGUCUUCAUCUGCAGUUCCUUAAAGGGCCUCAGGGAGACUGCGGUGGUGCCCGUGAAUAUUUCAGCCUGUGGCCUCACUUGCCUCGGGCCCUCUGUCAGUCUUCUCCAUCCUGUCCUUUGUAACUUGAUUCAGGAGCGCCUGGGUCCUGGUGUCAGUCCUCCUGGAUUUGAAUCUCUGGGAGCCCACAACUAUAAAGGGAGAAGGGUGACCACCUCUUUUGGGAGCCCGGCACUCUCGCGUGUUGUGAUGGGGAGUGUGAAAUUGAUCCCCACCCCACCGGAGGACUGCUUGGCAACGAGCUGAAGACCCGGGCCCUGACGGGGAACGGCUCGAUGGCCCUGGGUGAAGAGAAGGCCGAGGGGGAGGCUUCCUCCAAGGCCAAGACCUGGCCCUACGGGCAGUGGAGCUGCAGGGAGCAGGACAUGGGCUCUCUGGGGCCAGUGAGCGGGGAGCAGCCCCCACGCCUGGAGGCCGAGGGAGGACCUGCCUCCCCAGGGUGGCCGGCAGAGGGGUCGCAGGCCCCGACCUGCUGGGCCAAUGCCGACCCUGGCGGCCCCACGGGAACCCUCCUGCUUCAGGGUAGCUGCGCCAGCAAAGAGUCAGCAGCUGGUGGGUCUAAGCCUGCCCCUAGCAUGCGGCCUGGGCACUUUCUGCACUCCGUCGGAGGCCAGUUGGAGGAGACCAAGGUCUCUGCCCUUGGGGAGCUACCCCAGGCUCGCAACGUCCCCAGAUCCACGGUGCCCUGCUCAGGACGUGAUGCCGAUACCAACGAUGACCCUUCCGCAGUGGAGUCCCCCCGGGCGCUAGACCUCAGCACGCAGACUCACCUCUCAGGCUUCCCUGUCUCGUCAGGGUGGGCACCCGGGCCAAGCCCCGGGACCACUGCCCCCCAGCUUUCCAGCCACAGCCCUCUCUCCACCUCGUCCCCGAGCCCCAGUCUGCAGAGUGGCCAAGAGAAGGCAGAGCCUCCUGUGAGUGGCUCUCCCGCACAGGCCUCGGCCUCCCUGGAGCUGGCCGUCCCCCAGUCACCCCCGCCUGCGGUGGGGCCAGGGCCUCCGCGUCACUGGUCACCACAACCCAUGUCCUCUGCAGGAGGUGCUGCCGAGCUGGGCAGGCGGCGCCUCUCCUUCCAGGCUGAGUACUGGGCCUGUGCACUGCCAGGCUCCCUGCCUCCCUCCCCUGACCGCCGCUCCCCCCUCUGGAACCCCAACAAAGAGUACGAGGACCUGCUUGACUACACAUAUCCCCUGAGGCCCCCACAGCACCUCGACAGCCACAUGCUGACUGACCCUGUGCUGCAGGACUCCGGGGUAGACCUCGAUAGCUUCUCUGUCUCCCCUGCAAGUACCCUGAAGUCACCUACACAUGCUGCUUACAGCCGCCCACCUGCAGGGGCCUCGGCCCUGCUGCUCUCCGGGCCCCAGGAACCAAGCCUUAGGUGCUGGCCCUCUGAGGUGUCCCCAAAGGCAGGCAGCGUGGGGCUGCCAUCUUGUGGCCAUCUUGCAUCCACCCCCAGAGCCCCAGGCAGGAGGGCUGCUCCCUGGCCAAGCAGCGCACCAGCCUUGAGGGUCACCCAGCCCGAGGGGGGCUCACCCACACUGAGGACACGGGGCGGAGUGUGGCCCUCCUUGCCAGACAGGGCACAGGGCGCCGGCCCGGACGUCCCGAGCACCCCCCGCGUGGUGCCUGCUUGCAGAGCCGAAGAGGAGCUGGACGGAGACGAUGAGUUUCUGGCCCUGCCCUCUCGGCUGACUCAGGUGUCUGGCUUGGCUGCCUAUCUUGGUUCCUUUCCCACCUUGGCGCCCCUGGCCCCAGGGGUAGCUGAAGGACAGAGCUCCUUGGACAUCUCGGACAGUGAUGGGACAGCUUCCCUCCCUUCACACUCCAGCCACAGCCAGCUUCCCUCCGGGGCUGUGGCCCCAGGAGCCCGGGACUCGGGUUCCCAUCACCAUGGCUUCCUGCACCCUGUGACCCGGGCCCGCCGAGAGACCGCAGGGAAGGGCAGUCUGCUGAGCAGCCUGGCCCCGGGGGUGCCCUCUGGACAGCUGAGAUCUCGCCCCUCCUGCCAGAGUAGGCUGGACCGGCCGGCGUUCUUACUUUGGGAUGCCGCCGGGCGGCAGCCGGGGGAAGAAGGCGAGCAGGGAGAAGCAUCGCUUAUGCAGUGUGUGAAGACCUUUUGCUGCCAGCUGGAAGAGCUGACCCACUGGCUGUACAACGUCGCAGGCCUGACCGACCUCUCGACGCCGUGCCAGCCCAGCCUGACGGGCCUCAGGUCCUCGCUCCAGCUCUACCGGCAAUUUAAGAACAACAUUGAUGAGCAUCAGUUCCUGACUGAGCGCGUCUUACAGAAGGGGGAGCUGCUGCUUCAGUGCCUGUUGGAUAGCACUCCAGUGUUAAAGGACGUCCUGGUGAGGAUCGCCGAGCAGCCUGGCGAGUUGGAGCGCCACGCCAACCAUGUGUACGACUCCAUCUUGGCCUCCCUGGACAUGCUAGCUGGCUGCACCCUCAUCCCCGACUGUAAGCCGACAGCAAAAGAGCGCCAAUGGGAAAGGGUUUAAGCAGGCACCUUCCCCGCCACUGAGUUGUAAUUUGUCAGCCAAAACCUGACUGAUGGGGAAAUGCACUUUCACGAAGCCCUUCCUCGCAAGAGCUAUUUCAAGCUUCCAACGUUAAGACGCUUUUCUCUUCCAUGAAGUAAGGACUAUUGAGUUCUGGUUUUUAUUUAAAACUAAGGUUUUUCUUUGGUGCUUCUCCCCCAAAGAGCAUGUGUGGCUUUCUCCAGGCUGGGCCAUUAUAAGGCUUACCUUCCUCCCCUCUUCUCCAGACAGAGCCUUGAGCGGUUCCACCUGCCUGCUGAGGUGACUCAUGGCUCAGAGGGGGAAGAAGUGGCCUUGCUCAGUAGUCUUACACAGGAGGGUUCAAGAGACUGAAAAACUAGGUAGUGGUUGGCCACACGGGCUUCGAUUUUUUUGUAAAAAACAAAGCUAGGUUAUUUUUAAAUCCCUCUUAAGAUUUAGGAUAAACUUCAACCCUUAUUCUGCAAAUUGCAGGGAGGGAUCGGGGAGGCAGGGAGAUAGGUGAAUAACCCCUAAAAAUUCUGAAGUAUUACGGUGACACCUCUUGUCAUAGGUCAAAGCUUAAGGCUCCGUCUUCACAGCAUUUGAAAAGGACAGGAGUGCCAGGGCUAUGGCGGGACUGCUGAGAAGGUUACUUCUGGGAGGUUUUAUCCCUCCACGCCUAUCUCCACCCCACAGGGUGACAACUGGUGGGGGAAGGGAUGGGAUCACUUGGUCUGGUUAGUCCAGGGAAAGACGGAAUUCUGUCUUGCUAGGGAGUUGGGCAGUUAGGUACCACGAGUGGGUGGGGAUAUGGAUUAACCAUUUAAACCACCAAUACUAUGACUUUUUAGAGCAAAAUGAUGAGUUAACUGCAGAUUCUACACAAACAAAAGCACUUUCCCCUAAAAAUUUCAAUUUUGGCCAUGAAUGAACAAAUAAGGAAAAACCACAUUUUUCCACUUAUAUUCUUAGUUUAGAUCUAGUAUAAGGCUAAGACUCAAGGUCUGUCCCCCCCUAAAAAAAAAAAAAAGUCAAAGCCAAAAUGGCAUUAAAGUGAAGAAGCAAUUCCUACUCAUAUGGGGAAAGUUUGAGAGUUCGCAGCCCCCCUCGCUAAAGCCUACAAAAUCGUGACACUUCACAAAGUCGGUGCAAAACAAUUGAGAAAUAAUGCAAUUUUCCCAAGUGGUUUUAGACACCCUUCCCAGAGGCUGGGCAAAGCUCUGGUGGUGUGAUGCUGAGACUCCGAGUGUAGUUCCCAGGGAAGAGCUUGGUGAAGCUGCUCUCACAGCCCAGUGCUUGGCCUCUUUUAACAGGUGUUCUGCAACACCAACACACAACUAAUUCUACUCUUCGCUCUUUAUCUUAAAAGCAACGAUGUUCAUCAAGAAUGGGUACUAAUGUUGGUCUUUCGAAUUAAUGCAAACUUUGAAAAAGCACAAAUGAGGGUGCAAUUUAUAAGUUUGGGGAGCCACAAAAUUUUAUCACAUCUACGUCCAUAUUUAAAGUUCUAUUGUCAAGUGCUAUUUUCUGUUUCAAAAGUUUUAUAUUUCAGUCACUGGAAAAUGAGCCAUUAAAUUCUAGUACUUAAAAAUCAGCGAUAAAGGGAAACUACGUAAAAUUUAAUAGGACAGAGUAUUUCAAGUACCUGCUGCGUCUGCUGUGGAGCUGUAGUUUAUUUACCAUUAUGCUAAAUUAUCUGUGCUGCCACUUCCAGGCUAACCUUCAGUUUCAUACACAGCAGGACUUAAAAACAUUGCUUACGUAAAAUAUUCUUCAAAAACCCAAGAUGGGUUAAAAAGGCAGGCAUGUCCACUAAUGGCCUGUUUUAAAAAUGGAUACAGUGAGCAAAAUGCCUUGCCGUCCUUGGCAGUUAGACCCGGUUAUUUACUAUAGAAAGACAGGUACAGAAAGGAGUCCCGUGGCUGGUGUAUAAAUUCACGAACGCAGACUACAGUUUUCUGUUUUCACACAAAUUAGUUACAGUCAACUUCAACUGAUAGAAAAGAGGUCACUCCAAAAUAAUUCUGACAAAGUGCGGCCUUAAAGACUAUCACAGAUAUUUUUGUUCCUCCCCUUGAAAUAAGGUGUGACUAAAGAGUGCCAAUUUGGGUCUGGCUGUGAAUGCGCUUCACCACAGCUCAAAGAUGUUAAGACCUCCCCUUGAAUGCACAUGCUGCAAUGGUUUCUGCCUCAACGCUGCAUGGUGAUUAUUUCCACGAGCAGCCAUGCAAGGCAGCUAGACAACUGUGGCUUUACUUCAGAAGUAGGUGAUAUAACACCAAGUUUAUCCCCAGGAAUAAAAUUUUAGUAGUUACUUAAAAUUAAUUUGGUUUAGGAAGUGGCUGGGCUGGAGACUCAGAUCUUUGUUGCAGCUCCAGGCCUGAGCUCAUCUGCAAACGGAAGUCUGUGAGGCACAAAGAGAAGAGCUGGCUGUGGGCUCAAGGGAACGCGGACUUCCUGCUCUGAACAGGAUAGCCCUCUAGGGUGUCCACAGGGCGAGGUCUCUAACUUAGUCUUUUUUAAAGUGAACAGAUUAAAACCCACAGUAGUUUGGGAGUUUACAUUAAUAGGAUUAUCACAGUAGAAACAAGCAUGCUCAAACACCCUGUGGCCAGCCCCCAUCUUGAAUGCCAUGGGGGAAAGAGCAGGUUUUUCAAAAUGUAUAAAUAAGCUUACCUCUUACAUGUUUUUUUGCUAACUCACCGAGCUGCUGGUGUAAACUAGUUGCUGUAUAAAACUGCAGUGCAUGACAUCCCACCUUAACAUUUGUGUCUGUAAGCUUGUUCAGAAAAUUGUUCACGGAUUUUACCCCUGUGUAUUACUUAAGGUAAAUCUAAAAACAGACAAAACAAAACCCAAACUUUGAAACAUUAAAGGUUUUUUCCCAAAUGAUUGUCAGGAAUUUGUCAGUUGCCUUAUGUGAGGAUGAAUAGAUCCAACAAGCACGUCUAUAAUACAAAGUAAACUAUGAUUUUAUUGUGAAACUCUCAGAUGGAAAAUUAAAUGGAAUAUUCUGUCCAUUUCAUUUUACAAUAAUCUUACCACUUAUUUUUGUACCAUGUAUUUCAAUUGCCUGUUCAGUGAAAAAUAAACCUCUCGUUUUUGGCUUGUU
Messenger RNA from Echinops telfairi (small Madagascar hedgehog), 5739 nucleotides. RefSeq names its product centrosomal protein 68 (gene CEP68). The transcript has 7 exons. The coding region runs from base 402 to 2627 and encodes 741 amino acids. NCBI's taxonomy places the organism in Eukaryota, Metazoa, Chordata, Mammalia, Afrosoricida, Tenrecidae. The record is from RefSeq and is a predicted model, not a curated record.